Cyprinodon variegatus (sheepshead minnow) is the source of this 3252-nucleotide messenger RNA. It is a transcript of the gene armc9, whose product is annotated as armadillo repeat containing 9. Gene Ontology annotation, cellular component: centriole; ciliary tip; ciliary basal body. Lineage: Eukaryota; Metazoa; Chordata; Actinopteri; Cyprinodontiformes; Cyprinodontidae. The coding region runs from base 75 to 2606 and encodes 843 amino acids. The record is from RefSeq and is a predicted model, not a curated record. Gene Ontology annotation, biological process: cilium assembly. Gene Ontology annotation, molecular function: protein binding. The transcript has 25 exons.
AGAUCUAACAACAAAGAAAGGCUUUUGCAGCCUGCAACUAUGCUCGAUUUCCCCACAUCUCUGUUUCUUUGGGAAUGAACGUUUGUGGUAGUCACAUGAGUUCCAGGCAACCAACCAAGAUGGGGGACAUCUUGCCAACUGAAUCUGAUCUCCUUGGGAUGAUCAAAGAGUAUCUGAAGUUUGAAGAAUUUGCAGAGACGGUUCAAACGUUUGACAAGGAGUGUAGAACCAAAGGCAAGCUUGUCUCAAAGCCCCGUGGAAAUGCCCUCAGAGACUCGAAGGCACGUGUCACCCAGGAAGACCUCCUGAGCUCCUUUGAUGAUGGAGACCAUAAAGUGUUCUUUGAACUAUGGGGAGAAAAUAUUCCUUCUGAUUUGAAAGACUCAGAUGCUGAAACACAAAACCUUGAGUUCUACCUUCAUGUCCACUUUACCAUCUACCCCUUGAGGAAACACCCAAGUAGACAAGACCAAGCUGAAUUUGAGGACAGGAUUUCUCUCUUCAAGCAGUACCUUGAAACCCGGGGGGCUGCGCUGAGCCAGACUGCAGAGUUUCUGCCUUAUUAUGCUUUGCCUUUUGUUUCCAACCCCACCAUUCACCCCUCCUUCAAAGAUCUCUUUCAGGAUUCCUGGAUACCGCAGUUAAAGGAUAAGUUGGAGAAGUUCCUAUCGGUGACUCUAAAAUCAUCCAAGAUUCCAAGGCUAUUGACUUUAUAUAAGGAGGGUGGAAGGAAUACUAAAGAGGCCAUUCAUCAGCUACAGCUUCAGCUGGCUGAGUCAGAGCGACGCAUAUCCAGCUAUGUACGGAAGUGUAACAAGAUGAAAGCUGACUACCAUAACCUUAUCGGGAUCACUGCCGAGCUGGUCGACUCUCUAGAGGCCACUGUCAGCGGGAAAAUGAUAUCCCCUGAAUAUCUGCAGAGCGUGUUUCAUCGGCUGUUCAGCAGUCAGAUGAGGCAAAGCGCUGCCCAGAGCACAGACUUCACAAGGCCUGGCACUGGAUAUUACUCUAUGAGUCCUUAUGAUGAUGGCUAUGCUUCUUCUUUGCUACGGGCAUCCAUUGCACCACAGCCAAAGGAGGUUCCCAUGCUGCCUUCUCUGGACUAUGAGAAGCUGAAGAAAGACUUGGUUGAUGGCUCAGAUAGACUGAGGUGUCUCCUGCUGCAGGCCCUGCGCUGGAGACUCACUCGUUCACUCCCUGGUGAACAGAGGGACACAGUGCUGCAGGCCUACAUCAGUAACGACCUGCUGGAGCGCUUCAGUACAAAGAAGAAAACUGUGCUGCAUUUGAUGAAAUCAGCAAACGAGGUUGUCCGUCAGUACAUGGCCCGUCUCAUCAAUGCGUUUGCUUCACUGGCAGAGGGCCGGAUUUACCUCUCCCAAAUUCCCAUUCUUCUGCAUCUUCUGACAGAGGCGCUAAGAAAGGAAGACAAAGACUCGCUGACUUGGGAAAAUGUACUAGUCGCCCUGCAGAAACUCAGCCUUAGGAGGAGACAGCAGACGGCCAUGAUCGCAGAUGAUCUUAUCGGCUGGCUUGUGGAUAAGCUGCAGGACUCAGACUGCCUCAGUGACUACACCCUGGAGUAUUCUGCAGCUCUGCUUAUGAACCUGUGUCUGAGGACCAAAGGAAAAAGGAAGUGUGCAGAGAACGCCAAGCAUGUGCUCAAAGUUUUGACUGAUCUCCUCGGACAUGAAAACCAUGAGGUUCGGCCAUAUGUGAAUGGAGCUCUGUACAGUAUCCUGUGUAUUCCCUCAGUGCGACAGGAAGCUAAAGAGAUGAGCAUAGAGGAGAUUCUUCGCUGUUACAACAAAGAGGAAAACCCGGACCUCAACAGACAGAUUGAGUUCAUCAUUAAGCAGCUAAACUCAGACAGUGAAGAGGGACCAGAGUCAGAUGACGAGGAAGAAGAGGAAGACAAUGAAGAGGAUUUAAUGGAAAUGGAACUUGAUAAAGAGGAAGUCCUCCAGCCGCAACAGCGAGAGCUGUCUGGGGAGUCUCUGCUCACCACCGAGUAUCUUGGGAUCAUGACAAACAUGAUGAAAGUGAAGAGGAAUUCAACACCUUUGCCACACCCAAGCGUUGAUGAGCCCUUACAGCGGCCAGUCACCCCUAGUUCUCAUCGAAACGCCAAUACUGGUGAAAAUCGAUCCAACAUUCAAUGCGAGAGUAGCCAGAACAGGGAAUACCCCCUACACAGGCAGAAGAGCGAGGAAGGAAGCCUGAUCCCUACCCGAUACAACUCUCGCCCUCCCACUCGUUCCGGCAGCCGGCCCAGCACUGCCGACUCUUUGCGUCACAGCGUUGACUCAGAAUGUGGACAGUUCUACCAGAGUUCUGAGCUAGACGGGAUGUAUGAAGAUCAAGCAAGGAAAGAAAGGUCCCAGGAGGAACACAAUGGACCUUCUCCCAGUGGGAGUUAUGUCCUUGGAUUUGUGAGCUCCUCUAAGAUCCCACGCACACCAGAUCCCCCGGUUAACCAAAGCAGUGCUCAGCGGAACCGUGGACUCGCCCUGGCCCCCCAGUUUUCCCAGUCAGAACCCCAGCAGGGCAGCCGGCCUGGAACUGCCAGCUCUACAGGAAGAGUGGGGAGUGGAGGCAGGCACUAAAAGAGGAGGUGAAGAGGGAGCUGUCACCAUCGGGGAAGCACUAUCUGUCCAAGCUUCCUGUAACAUCAUCCUCCAGGCUGCGAUCGGGGUCAGGCCAACAGAGAUGGGUAAGGAUCAGCGGCAGCAGAGAGAGGAGGAAGUGGAGUGUGCUUGAAACAAUGUGUAGGAUUGUGGCUCUAAACCCCACAGCCCCCCUCUUUGGAUUUAGCACACUGCUGUGGUAACUUGAUAUGAACUCAGACAAUAAUCACAGCCACCAGCAAAGCAGCCCAGUGAACAGAGAAGUUGUAGAAUUUCUAUAUUUGUCUUUCGUCUAAACAACCCAAGAAGUACGUUAGUUUUAAGUUCCUGUUCAGCUCAGUGGUAUCCCUAUAAGAUAUCAUUGUUUAGAUUUUGAUUUCAUCCUAGAAAAGCAUUUCCAGAUGGGUUUUAUUUUUUUUUUUAUGCCCAUGUUUGUUUGUUUUUUACUUUUUUACUGAUAAUAUAUGGACUGCCUUGGACCAAGUCUGAGAUUUAACAUCAUAUAAAAAGGAUGUUUAAUUUAUCUAGACGAGUUGAUCAAAACUAAAUGGAGUCCAAAUCAGCAAUGAAAACUUCAUAUGAUUUUUUUUUUUCAAUUAUAUAAUGUAUCUUUCCACAUGAAAGG